Messenger RNA from Hydra vulgaris (swiftwater hydra), 3190 nucleotides. The record is from RefSeq and is a predicted model, not a curated record. Lineage: Eukaryota; Metazoa; Cnidaria; Hydrozoa; Anthoathecata; Hydridae.
AACUGAAACUUGUAAAACUUGACUCUAAAACAGUUUUUUACUAUUUGGUGGACCAACUAGCUUGAAACAUAAGUUUUGCAUGUAGUUUACCUUAUUGAAAAGCUGAAAUAUUUCUUGGCGAUUACUUUUUUUAUUCUUUUGACAAAGUGAUAUUAAAAGAGUUGAAAAUAAGGAUUGACGAACUUUUUUACUUAAUUAAACUAGCGAGUGAGUUGGUACAGCCUCAAGAUACUUUCAUCAAGAAUGUGCGUAAAUACAACUAUUAGAAUACAAGAUUCAGUAAAAACCGAGCUUUCCUUCCGGAGCAGCCUGAACUGAAACUUACAAUUUUGUAUUUGUCGCCUGAGAAUUACAUGGUUCUGGGACAAUUCUGAUCUGUUUUAAACUGAUAGAGUGGUCUGGUAUAGGGUAGUGAUUGGGUAAUCUGAUUCAAACUGAUAGGAUGAUCUUGAUCAGGGUGGUCUGAUAGGGUUAUCUGAUAGGGUGAUCUGGUUCAAACUAAUAGAGUUCUGGAACAAACUGAUCUGGACAGGGAUCUGUCAUCUUUUAUGUUAUAAGAGUUUAGCUUGAUUUUUAUAAUUAAUUAACAAUUAAUAACAAUACAAACUACUUUAAAAUUAUAUAAAUAGUAUUAUAAGUUUAAUCAUGUAUAAAGUUUAAACUUGUGUACGUGCUAUUCGUAAGCAUCUGCUAGUCUGCCUAAAUGCUUUAUUGAAAAUGUAAUAUUGCAUUGAUAUUUUUCAAGUGUAUUAGGUUGGUACAAAGUAAAUUUGCAUAUUUUAAAAUCAAAUUUGAUACACAUUCUAUUAGCACGCGUAUCGAUCGAAAAUGUUCUUAAUGUUUGAGUUUGUUAAAUUUGAUAAGUCAACGUUCACGUUUCUUCGUUAAAGAGAAAAGAAGAAAGUGUUGUAACAACAAUAAAAAAAAGUAAUUCGAAGCCUCCUCGACUGAUGUGACCUUUCCAGCCUUGGAAAAGUGUAUGAAGUAAAAAAAAAAAAGAAGAGUAAUAAUAAUAAUAAUAAUAAUAAUAAUAAUAAUAGUAAUAAAACCUUGCAAAAGGUUCAAAAAAUAAUUCUCACGUUUACUUAUUUGAAACCUAAACAUUUUUUUGUAAAAAAAAAAAGCUGUUAGUAGCACGUAUUUCUUUUAUUUAUUUAGCGAUAAGGCUUUAAUAACAAAAGAAAAUUGUAAAUAGAUAAUCAAAGAACUUAUUACCUGAUAAUUAGAAAUCAUAUUUUAACCACUUUUUAAUUUAAAUAACUUUUAGUUACUUUGUCUUUUAAUAACCUAAAUUAUUCACCGUUUACGCGCGCAGCCUUAGAGCAUCUUACAAAUGACGAACUUUGAAAUUGGUUUAACUCUAAUUUAGUCUGGUUUAAUUUAUGUCUUAUACAGGUCAAUAUAAAUACUACGGCCAAUACAAAUAUUGUUUUUAGGUCAAUGCACGUUUUCUCAGAAAUUUAGCUAAUUCAAAAAUAAUGCAAAGAAAAUGUUUGUGAGUUUAAUGCUAUAAUUGAUAUGUUUAAUCCAAAUGACAAUCACAAUGCUAUUGAAUGUUUGCUUUUAUCUCCUCCAUAUGGUUUUAUUAACAAAAUUGGUUACAAUGAACUUAGUUUAUGUGAAGUAAUUGGAAGAGGUGCUUACGGUACUGUUCAAAAAGCAAUAUGGAGAAAUCAUAUGGUUGCAAUUAAAAUUCCAGUAAAUCAAAAUGAUUGUAAAGAAUUCAGUGAAGAAGCAAAGCAGUUAUCGAUUGUGCAGCACAGAAGCAUAAUCCAACUAUAUGGAACAGUUAUAAAUGGACCAAAACUGUGCUUAGUGAUGGAGCUAGCAGAUUGUGGUUCAUUACAUAACUUGCUGCAUCCACCACUUGGGGACAAAACUUUUCAUUACACACUUGCUCAUGUGUUAAGUUGGGCAUUACAAUGCGCUGAAGCAGUUGAAUAUCUACACAAUAUAAAGCCAAUGCCUAUCAUACACAGAGAUCUAAAACCACCAAAUAUGUUGUUAAAGCAAUCUGGGACUGUUUUAAAAAUAUGUGAUUUUGGCACAGCAUGUCAUCCUCAUUCAGAAAUGUCUUCUACUAAAGGAAGUGCAUCCUGGAUGGCACCAGAAGUAUAUAGAGGAGCAAAAUAUGCUGAGAAAUGUGAUGUUUAUAGCUUUGGAAUCAUACUUUGGCAGAUGUUAACUAGAAAAAAACCAUUUGAUGGAAAUCCAUUUCAAAUAAUGUGGAAUGUGAGUGAAGGAAAGCGGCCUUUUCUAAUAAAUGGUAUACCAUCAUGUUUAGAAAUUCUCAUUCAGAGGUGUUGGCAGAAAGAAGGAAAAGAUCGACCAGCCUUUGUUGAUAUUGUGAAAUUUUUGCGUAAAGUCAAUUUGUAUGUAUCAGGCGGAGAAUUACCUUUGAUGGAGUGUGCACAAUCUGCUUGCAAACAACCUUGGGUUGAUAAUGAAACAAAGACAUCGAUACCUAGCAAAACAAACGAGGGUCACAUUAUUAAUACAAGUCAAUCAGUUAUAUCAGAAAGUAAUCCUAUGUCUUCAAUGAAACAAUCUCCAUUUAUUGCUAUAUCUGCACCCAAAAUUUCAAAAAGAAUUUCUUCAAGUUAUCCAGAAAAAUUUAAUCCUCAAAUAAUACAAGAAACUUUAUCAACAAGCAUUGAUAGUGAAAUUAUGUCAUCAGUAUCUAUAAAAAAAAACAAUCAAGAACGAAAUAUUAAAUCUGAAAAUAUUUCCAUGUCUUCAAUAAGUAUUAAUGAACACUACCAAUUAAUGCCACCAAAGUUUUCUAAUCCAUGUCAAAGCCAAUGGAAUUUAAUUCCACCAGAAUUGAUGCCAAUUUGUCCACUAGAAGAUCCAAGAUCUUAUCACAUAUAUGAAAAUUAUAUGGAAGCAUUAAAAAAGUAUAUAUCUAUGCAAGAAAAUAUAGAGUUUCUUAAACAAAGAAGAGAUAAUUUGAAAAAGAAUAUAAUUGAUUUAAGUAAAGAACAAACUAAAAAUCCUUGCCUGGCCGACUUCAUCGCAGCUCAAGAAAGCAGGCAACAAUUGCUGGAUAUGCACAAGAUGAUAAAACCAUUGCUAGAAAAUGAACGCGCUAAAUUCGCUAAAAAGUCUUUAAUAAAUCGAUAAUUUUUUUAUUAAUUUAUUUCAAUUUAUAAUUAAAAAGCCUUUUGACUGAAAUAUUUUUUUUAAAUGA